UUGUGUUUUAUGAUAUUGUCUCAAAGUAGUGAGUUGAACAGAGGGGAAAGACUUCAGAAAAUAAGAUAAAUACAAAUCGACCAGUUACUUCUAAAAAGGGAAGAUUGAUUUAGCGACUAUACUACACAACCGCAGUCAUUAUGGGAACGGAUAAUACCGAUUGUAUGCUGCUUCUUGCGGCAGAAGCUUUUCAAUCUAAAAACGUCGGGCUCGCCGCGGACAUAUACGAAUGCCAACUGCUGAACCUCUGCGACCCAAGUACGCAGCAACAUCUCUUGGUGAAACGGGCGGAUGCCCUGGCAUUUGCUGGCAAAUUGACCGAUGCCUUCGAGAUCUACCGAAAAGCCGCUGAAAUCGAGAGACUACGACCAGUCCAUCUGGAUAAUCUUAUUGAAUAUCUCUCUAACAGUAUUAAAAGACAAGAUGGGACAGACAGUCAAAACAACAAGCAGGAGACACGCUCUGAUUGCGUUGGAUAUGAUGCAAUUACCUGCAAAAUAUGUUAUGGAUUUCUAUACGAGCCAGUUACCUUGCCUUGUGGACACUGCUUUUGCAAAAAGUGCCUGGACAGAGAAAAAAUGCCUGUCUGCUGCAAAGAAUGUAAUGACAGAAGGCACACCAAACUCAAUGAUGUGGACAAUUAUAGAGUAAAUGUUGUUCUUAGUAACUUGUUGUCAAAGUGGUUUCCAAUUCAAUUACUUGCUGUUCAACUGAGACGUGAGGGGAAUGGACUAUAUUCAGAUAAAAUAAUGGAUGCUACUUUGGAAAAAUACAACGAAGCAAUACAAAUAGCUCCACGGGACCAUGUGCUGUACAGCAACCGAUCACAGAUCAAUUCCAGUCUGAAGAAUUACGAGGAUGCACUUCAUGAUGCAGAGAUGGCAUGCAAACUCAUGCCUCUUUGGUCAAAGGGACAUAUUAGAAAAGCACAAGCUUUAGUCAGUCUGGGAAAAUGUGAAGAAGCGUUAAGAGAGUACCUGGUCGUCAUUACAUUAGAUCCUGAAAGUAAACUGGCAAAAAAGGAAGCGGAAAAGCUUCUGAGUGAUCUUCUGUCCCCUGUCACUGAUCAAGUACACAACAGACUCCUGGACGGCACAAGUCUACUAUCUUCCAGAAAUAAAAUUAAAGGUGGCAUCCUGAACACCUCAACCUCAAGCUGCAACACCACCACUUCCUCCAAGUCUUACAAGGAUUACAAGAAUAUCAUCGCCUCUGAUGAGAAGUUGACAUCGUAUGUCUGCCAUCCUACCGUCAUCGACAGGAGCGUCUUCCUCAAACGCAAACGUAGCUCGUCCGAGGACAGCCAAGUGGAUAGUAGUGACACCUGCAAGUGCUCCAAAUCUGAAGUGACCCAGAAUGAAGAGGCGACUUCCUGGAGUACAGUGCUUUCUGACCUCAUAGACCCGACUGACCUGGAGUGUUCUCUUUGUAUGAGGCUCUUUUAUGAACCAGUCACCACUCCUUGUGGCCACACCUUCUGUCUGAAAUGCCUCGAGCGAUGCCUGGACCACAACCCCAAGUGUCCCCUCUGCAAGAUGGAGCUGGAAGAGUAUCUGGCAGAAAGUAAAUACAACAAGACUGUCUUGAUGGAGAACCUCAUCUGCAAGUAUCUGCCAAUCGAGCUCAUGGACAGGCAGAAAGUCAACGCGGAGGAGAUUGCAGAUUUAUCCAAUCUAAACAAGAACGUGCCUAUAUUUGUUUGCACCAUGGCCUUCCCCACCGUUCCAUGCCCUCUUCACAUCUUCGAGCCCUGCUACCGGCUGAUGAUCCGCAGGUGUAUGGAGAUGGGUACCAAGCAGUUUGGAAUGUGCCUCGGCGAUAACCUCAAAGGAUUUGCAGAUUACGGUAGCCUCCUGGAGAUCCGAAACGUGGAAUUCUUUGCAGAUGGCCGCUCCAUUGUGGACACCAUUGGGAUAAGAAGGUUCAAGGUCAUUGAGCACAACCAGAGAGAUGGAUACAACACAGCAAACAUUGAAUACUUGGAAGACGUUAAGGUGGAAGUUGUGGCAGAGAAGGAGCUUCAGAGUCUCCAUGAUGCAGUGUACGACCAGGCCUUAAUCUGGGUCAACUCCCUCGAAGCAGAACAGAAGGAGAGGAUUGUGGUGCACUUUGGGCGCAUGCCAGAGAAAGACUCUGAGCCACAGGCCAGUCCCAAUGGGCCGUCCUGGUGCUGGUGGCUGCUGGCAGUCCUGCCCCUGGCGGGUCGAGCCCAGCUGCCCUUCCUGGCCCUGACGUCUCUGAAGGACCGACUCAGUGGUAUCCGCAGAGUACUCCUCUUCAUGUCCCGCAACCGCUCUUCUCGGUGACUCCAACCCUCACACAACCAUCCAUCUCCUCCAUGUGGGUUUCUGUUUUGUCUGUUUUUUGUUUUUAUCUGAAAGACCACAUUUUAACGAAAGCCUUUGUGUAAAUGGGUUACUAUUGGCAAGUGGGCUUUGAAUAGAUUACCAAAAUGUGAUGAAGAUGAUUUCUUCCUUCCAAGGAUUAGAAGAGGCUGCUUAUGGACUGAAUCUUUUAAAGUGUGCUUUAAAGACGAUAAUGAUUGAUUUUGUGUUUUGACUUUGUUUUUGUUAUUAUUGUGAACGUCGCGUGUGCAUGCAACAUGUUUACACAACUGGGUGUACAAUGAUGACUUAUUAUUUCCAAAGGGUUUAUUAACCACAAAUUACAUAUUAUAAAACCCAAAACCCCUUAGAAUAUGUAGAAAAUUAGAGGGGAAAAUUACAAUACAGAACAGUACAAGUUCUGAUGACACUUUAGCUGUAUCAUUCAAAGGAUAAUGCGAUUUUCUCCCUGUUUUGGUGUAUAUGAGUGCAAUACACCUUCAGUUAAAAUGAACCAUCUCCUAUAUGUAUUGGUAUUUAUAUGUUCUACUUAGCACUGUAGUUGCAUCAACAGCAUAACUGAUACUCACUGUUUUCCAUGCAUGGUGAGCAAAGAUAGGUUGUGAGCUUUGCCUUCAAGAAAGGAAAACAUUUAUAGUUUUGUUGGAUUUGACAUAUUUCUUUGUCUGCCAGACUUUUUUCAUAGUUUUCUACAGUUCUUUUUAUGUUAUAAUGAUCACAUUUUUAUACAGACGAUAUUGAACCAGGAUGGUUAUGCUGUGAAAUCUUGGGCAAAUGUGUUAAUUAACAAACAUUACAUUUUUUAUUGCAAGGGCCAAUUUUAAGUUAUUGCAUUUAUAUAGGGCUUCCUUGGCUCUGCUAUUAUUUGCAUCAUAAUGUAGGGACGACACAAGUGACAAACAAACAAAAAGUGAUUGCAAUAACGGUUACCACUUGUGCUGCGUGAUUCCUGGCUAUUAUACAAAAGACAACGACGUGAAUGUGAAAAUGCAAAUAAUUGUAGACAAAGGAAAUAUAAACUUUUAGAGUGUAGAGAGUGCCGGAUUUAUCAGCCCUGCUGCUUUUACCACUUUCCAAUAUUCUCUGUUUGAUUUGAGAUGUUUUACAUUUGGUUGUCUUGUCCUAAGCCAAAGACACUCUGAAAUGAUUUUCCUAACAUGCAUUACAUUCAGUUUAAAUAAGCAGCAAUCAAACCAUUCUAAAAACUCACGAAGGAGUUGGAAGACUGCUUUCUGUCAUUUGAACCUCAUCAUGUUCUCUUUCAAGCUAUUGUCCACUGGAAUCAUAAACUGUAGCAUCAAACACUGUGAUUUCUAAUAUUUUUCUACAUUUAGUGCCUUUAGUUGGAUUUCUUCCAUGAUGCCAGUACCAUGAACUAAGUAGAAGAAUUUAGACAAAGACAUCAUUCCAGCGAGGAAGACUUCAAAAGUUCAAACUAUUUAGCUGAAUAUGUGGUCUUCUCUUUCGAGGACACAAACAGUAAAUUAAAAACAUUCCAGUCCUGGUUCAUUGUAUGACGAGUCUUACGGUUGUGGUUACAAAUAUUGGUAAAACUCCAAUCCUGGUUCAUUGUAUGACGAGUCCUGCGGUUGUGGUUACAAAUAUUGGUACUAUAGUUCUUAUAUCGUAUCACAACUAAAUGAAAGUCAUCUCAUUGCAAGAACACAAUGUGAAUAUUUUCUAUUGACUUUCAUAUACAACAACAUUGAGACUUGGUUAAGUCCCGUGUAGCUCAGUUGGUAGAGCAUGGCGUUUGCAAUGCCAGGGUUGUGGGUUCGUUUCCCACGGGGGACC
Messenger RNA from Coregonus clupeaformis (lake whitefish), 4139 nucleotides. RefSeq names its product LON peptidase N-terminal domain and RING finger protein 3-like. The transcript is spliced from 10 exons. Bases 141 to 2306 code for a protein of 721 amino acids. NCBI's taxonomy places the organism in Eukaryota, Metazoa, Chordata, Actinopteri, Salmoniformes, Salmonidae. The record is from RefSeq and is a predicted model, not a curated record. Gene Ontology annotation, molecular function: protein binding; ubiquitin-protein transferase activity. Gene Ontology annotation, biological process: protein ubiquitination.